Ilex paraguariensis (yerba mate) is the source of this 603-nucleotide messenger RNA. Lineage: Eukaryota; Viridiplantae; Streptophyta; Magnoliopsida; Aquifoliales; Aquifoliaceae. The record is from the annotation of a GenBank genome assembly.
AUGCAGCACAUAGGUGAUUUCAAUUAUUCAAGGUUAGCAGAUUUCGGAGCUGCAAUAUCUGGUGCGAACAAGUUACAAAGCCAGCAAGUGCUUGAAGAGCUAGAUGUGUAUAAACGAUUAGAACUUACCCUGGAAUUAGUGAAGAAGGAAAUGGAGAUCAGUAAGAUUCAGGAAUCUAUAGCAAAAGCAAUUGAAGAAAAAAUAAGUGGUGAGCAGCGCCGUUACUUGUUGAAUGAGCAGCUUAAGGCCAUAAAGAAGGAACUGGGAUUGGAGACCGAUGACAAAACAGCACUUUCUGCAAAGUUUAGGGAAAGGCUCGAGCCAAAUAAGGAGAGAUGUCCGCCUCAUGUUUUGCAAGUCAUAGAAGAAGAACUAACAAAACUGCAACUGUUAGAAGCCAGUUCUAGUGAAUUCAAUGUAACCCGCAAUUAUCUUGAUUGGUUGACUGCAUUGCCUUGGGGUAAUUACAGUGAUGAAAACUUCGAUGUCAUACGGGCACAGCAAAUCCUUGACGAAGACCAUUAUGGAUUAACUGAUGUUAAGGAAAGGAUAUUGGAAUUUAUAGCAGUGGGAAAACUUAGAGGAACCUCACAUGGUUGGUGA